UACUGCAACUCAUUCCUCAGAGUCUAACGGAGCAGGAAUUGACACUCCCUGAUUCAGGACGAGUCCGGCUUUAUGCUCUGCAACAGGGAGACAGUAAUGAAUGUAAAGAAUGUCCGGCAUUAGGAGGGGUUCUUAAAAUGAGUAGGAGUUUGAUCCCUCGACCGCCUCUAAAAAGCAUAACUGAAAUUAUUUGUCUGUCUGUUAGUUUAGAUCUGGUCUGUAGCUUUAGAGAUCAGCAGCAACGUUAUGCAGAGACCUGGACACAAAAGUUGACAAAGCAACAAAAUAUGGAGGCUGAUAAAGAAGAAAACUAACAGAGAUGAAGAUGAUCUCCAGGAUCCUGCUGCUCCUCAUCCUCAGCUCAUGUCUCUGUGCAGCAACAUUUGUAGUGAAUGUGACACAGAGCAGCUAUCAGGCAGAGGAGAACCACAGCAUCACUCUGGAGUGGACCUUCACCACCAAGACUCAGGGAACCUGGAGGGAACUGUUCAUCAUCUGUGAAUUUAGAUCAUCAGUAAAGUCAGGGGUAAUAUAUGUUCAUCAAGAUGGUGAUGAGAUUCCAGAUUCUCAGCAUGAACAGUUUUCAGGACGAGUCCAGAUUGACAAAGACGUCCUCAGAGAAGGACGAAUCAGACUCCAUGUGUCCAGACUGAGGACUGAAGACUCUGGUCUGUAUCUGUGUGACGUGACAACUGAAGAUGGAUUCAACUCUGGAAGAUGUCGACUCAACGUUACUGUUCAUAAAAACAUCUCAGCUGUUCCUGGACAGAACGUCUCUCUGCCAUGCCGACUCCCCAACAACAAACCUGCUGUGGUUGUGAAGUGGACCCGACCGGACCUGGAACCAGAUUAUGUCCUCCUGUUCAGAGAUGAGCAGCCUGACCCAGAGAACCAGCAUCCAUCUUUUAGGAACCGGGUGGAGCUGCAGGACAGACGGAUGAAGGACGGAGACGUGUCUUUGCUUCUGAGCAACGUGACGACCAGCGACUCGGGAAAAUACGAGUGUCGAGUUUUCCAGAGAGAAGCAACUGGCAGGAAGAGACGCGCUUUGAUCUCUGACCCCAUCUGGAUCGUCUUCCUGGAUGUAGCGCCUCCUCCAGAAAACGAGGAGGAAAGAAAAGAAGAUGGAAGCAGAAACAAACAUGUUGGACUGAUUGUUGUAGCAUUUCUGAUUAUUGUAGCCGUUCUGAUCGCUGCACUGAUUAUUGGUUGGUGUCUCUAUUUAACAAAGCAGAAGAUGAACAGAUCACCGAACUCACAGUGAGUGUUAAGGACGGUUCUAGUUCAGAGAUCCCAACCUUGAUCCUCAGAGCUCAACAACCUCCAUGACUUGAAUGUGACUUUGCUCUAACAACUUGAUUGCAAUGAUUGCAUCAGCUCCUCUGCAGGCCAUCAGGUUCUGCUGAGGAGUUUUAAUCAUUGAAUCAUUUAUGUGGCUACAGGAAAAUUGAUUGUUAUGUAUGUUUAUGCUUGUAUAUUGUUUCCUUUCUUUAGCCUUACUGUUUCACAAAGUCACUUCACAGGUUGAAGUUCACAAGCAUUUCAAUGUUCUUAUUUUUAUUCAUAUCUACCCUUAAAUCACACCCUUCUCUCUCUGUUAAUUAUUCUUGAAUAUUUUUACAUAGUAAUUAUGUGUGAAUGUUAUCUUUUGGGUUUAUUUACAAUGGAAAUGUUAAUGUACAUAAUUUUGUAAAAAGUGUAUUUUGAAUCUUACUGUCUUAAUUAUCCUUAUUGCUUUUUUCUAAAGUGUGAUUAUCAGCUGCAGAGUAUUUUUAUAGCUUUUAUUCCCAGAAAUAAACACAGUAGAAUGGAUAGUAAAAACAUAGAGGAAUCACAAUUAUAAAUGAAGUGUCAUUUUAACACCUAUAGAGUUGAAUUUAACAGUUUCAGAUAAUUUUUGGUCCCACUCGAAAAUAGUGUAAAAUGUACUCUAUAGCAAGUGUCAAAUUUUCAGAGUUAAUUUUAUUCAUUUCAGUGUCAAAAUCAACAAGUCAGUGAGUCAAAUUAUUUAACACUAUUGUUUGUUUACACUCUUCAGAGUAAUAUUGUUUUUUUACACUAAAUUUACUUAAAAAGUA
Xiphophorus maculatus (southern platyfish) is the source of this 2078-nucleotide messenger RNA. RefSeq lists its product as uncharacterized. The transcript is spliced from 5 exons. Bases 320 to 1264 code for a protein of 314 amino acids. NCBI's taxonomy places the organism in Eukaryota, Metazoa, Chordata, Actinopteri, Cyprinodontiformes, Poeciliidae. Gene Ontology annotation, biological process: T cell costimulation; negative regulation of T cell proliferation; cell surface receptor signaling pathway. The record is from RefSeq and is a predicted model, not a curated record. Gene Ontology annotation, cellular component: external side of plasma membrane.